Messenger RNA from Malania oleifera, 1814 nucleotides. Its product is annotated as pyruvate dehydrogenase E1 component subunit alpha, mitochondrial-like. The coding region runs from base 159 to 1352 and encodes 397 amino acids. The record is from RefSeq and is a predicted model, not a curated record. Gene Ontology annotation, molecular function: pyruvate dehydrogenase (acetyl-transferring) activity. Lineage: Eukaryota; Viridiplantae; Streptophyta; Magnoliopsida; Santalales; Ximeniaceae. Gene Ontology annotation, biological process: pyruvate decarboxylation to acetyl-CoA. The transcript is spliced from 8 exons. Gene Ontology annotation, cellular component: intracellular membrane-bounded organelle.
UUUUUUACUUAGUUUUAUAAACUGCACAAUUUCGGUAUCUUUUCAUUUUCGAUUUCAUUCCCCCAACCGCCGCCCCCCCCGCUCCCCCGCUCCUCCUCAGCUAACCUCCCACAAAUCCCUCGAUUCCGAACAGUCCCCGGGCCGAUCCAACGAGCGAGAUGGCUCUGUCUCAUAUAGCGUCUUCAUCAUCUCGUUCUGCUCUCGUCAAGCCCCUCGCUGCCCUAUCGUCGUCACCGUCUCUCCGGCGGCCAUUUUCGUCCGCCGAUGACUCCACUAUCACAGUUGAAACCAGCGUCCCCUUCACCGCCCACAAAUGCGAUCCUCCGUCGCGCACGGUUGAGACCACUCCGAAGGAGCUCAUGACCUUCUUCAGAGACAUGGCGAAGAUGCGCCGCAUGGAGAUCGCCGCGGACUCGCUCUACAAGUCCAAGCUGAUCCGGGGAUUCUGCCACCUCUACGACGGCCAGGAGGCGGUGACCGUCGGCAUGGAGGCUGCGAUCACGAAGAAGGAUUGCAUCAUUACAGCUUAUCGCGAUCACUGCACCUUCAUCGGUCGCGGCGGAACCCUACUUGAGGCAUUCUCGGAGCUGAUGGGCCGGAAGGGUGGUUGUUCGCGCGGUAAGGGUGGGUCUAUGCAUUUCUACAGGAAGGAGGGAGGGUUCUAUGGCGGUCACGGCAUCGUUGGGGCUCAGGUGCCUCUAGGUUGUGGAUUAGCGUUUGCGCAGAAGUACUCCAAGGACGACACUGUUACCUUCGCUUUGUAUGGCGAUGGCGCUGCGAACCAGGGUCAAUUGUUUGAAGCGUUGAAUAUAUCCGCUCUUCUGGAUCUGCCUUCGAUUUUGGUCUGCGAGAACAAUCACUAUGGGAUGGGUACAGCAGAAUGGCGGGCAGCAAAAAGUCCUGCUUAUUACAAGCGUGGCGAUUAUGCCCCUGGGUUGAAGGUGGAUGGUAUGGAUGCCUUUGCUGUGAAGCAGGCAUGCAAAUUUGCCAAGGAGCAUGCUUUAAAGAAUGGUCCUAUUAUUCUUGAAAUGGACACCUACAGAUAUCACGGUCACUCCAUGUCUGAUCCAGGAAGCACUUACCGUACGCGUGAUGAGAUUAGUGGUGUGAGACAGGAGCGUGAUCCAAUUGAAAGAAUAAGAAAGUUGAUACUAACUCAUGACUUGGCUACUGAAAAGGAGCUGAAGGAUAUUGAGAAGGAAAUAAGAAAAGAUGUAGAUGAAGCCAUUGCAAAAGCCAAGGAAUGUCCAAUGCCAGAUCCUUCUGAACUCUUCACUAAUGUGUAUGCAAAAGGCUAUGGAGUUGAGGCAUUUGGAGCAGACAGGAAGGAAGUCAGAGUCGCGCUUCCUUGAAUCUGGUGGUUCCUGAAAUCGUCACCAGCAGACCUUCCACCUCCCUUCCCAGAUAUUCGAGCAGGAGAGAAGGAAAAAAAGUGGGGAAAAACAACAACAAUAAAGGGUUGAGACAGUAGUCUCUUCCUGGCUACAUUUUUUUGUUAUUUUGAUUUUUUUUAGAUAUAUAGGGAGCUGGUAGCUUUGAAAUCCUGGCAGAAAUUUCAAAUUUCAGGCCAUGUUCUUUUAUUAUACGUAGGGACGCCCCCAGAUGCUUUUUGACAUUCAGUCUGCCUGUAUUGCUCGAGUAGUUAGGAUUGCUUUAUUCUUCCUCUUGUCAGCUUCUUAUCACAUGCCGUGUCAUAUUUUGCAUUCACGCAUUUUGCUUUUUUAAUUUUUUGGUACCUUGGAUUCUCAUCCAGCUUGGAUCUGUGAUGUGCAAAAUACAAAAUAACAAAUGAAUGGUCCAGAGAUUGCUUGCCA